CACUUAACAAUCUAAAUCACUUGUAAACGAGAAAGAAAAUAUGAAGCUUAUCUUCUCGGUCGCUCUCGGAGUCAUUGCAUCUUGUUGUGCGAGAAAGAUGCCGAAUAAGUUCCCCCAAUCUUGUUAUAAGACUCCUCCGCCGCCACCACCGAUGGAUGAAGCAAGAGAGCUGUCCACGGAAGAAAUUAUGUUCCCCCCACCUUGCUAUAAUACUCCUCCACUGCCAUCACCAUUGGAUGAAGCAAGAGAGCUGUCCACGGAAGAAAUCAUGUUCCCUCCACCUUGUUAUAAGACUACUCCACCGCCACCACCAGUGGAUGAAGCAAGAGAGCUGUCUACGGAAGAAAUCAUGUUCCCCCCACCUUGUUAUAAGACUACUCCACCGCCACCACCAGUGGAUGAAGCAAGAGAGCUGUCUACGGAAGAAAUCAUGUUCCCCCCACCUUGUUAUAAGACUACUCCACCUCCAUCACCUCUGGAUGAAGCAAGAGAGCUGUCCACAGAAGAAAUCAUGUUCCCACCACCCUGUUAUAAGACUACUCCACCGCCACCACCGGUGGAUGAAGCAAGAGAGCUGUCCACGGAAGAAAUCAUGUUCCCCCCACCUUGUUAUAAGACUACUCCGCCGCCACCACCGGUGGAUGAAGCAAGAGAGCUGUCCACGGAAGAAAUCAUGUUCCCCCCACCUUGUUAUAAGACUCCUCCACCGCCACCACCGAUGGAUGAAGCAAGAGAGCUGUCCACAGAAGAAAUCAUGUUCCCCCCACCUUCUUAUAAGACUCCUACACCGCCACUACCGAUGGAUGAAGCAAGAGAGAUCUCCACAGAAGAAAUCAUGUUCCCCCCAUAAGACUCCUCCACCGCCACCAACAAUGCAAGAAUACUGAUUCGUCAAAUAUAUAAAUGUGAUUGACAAUUUGUCUUAAACUUUACCUAUAUAAUUUGAAAUAAAAAAUUUCAUGUGUCUUGUUCUCUUGAAAACAUAAAAGAAACAAAUGCGUUUGGAUUAAGAACAUGCAUGCAUACGAGACAACAAGAUACACAGAACUAACAACGUGAAGACAUCUUUCACUGCUAUUUUCUUCCUUCUCCUCACCCUCCUCCACUAACAAGCUUCUUCCGAUCUCACCGUGGCAGAAUACACCACCAAAACGUAACUCGGGAAGUUCUCCAAGAACGGCGAGCUAUCUGCGUUAGGACAACCAAAAAGGGAGUCACUACGUACCUACCAGC
Messenger RNA from Brassica napus (rape), 1233 nucleotides. RefSeq names its product extensin-1-like. Lineage: Eukaryota; Viridiplantae; Streptophyta; Magnoliopsida; Brassicales; Brassicaceae. Bases 41 to 850 code for a protein of 269 amino acids. The record is from RefSeq and is a predicted model, not a curated record. The transcript has 2 exons.